GCAGUGGGAGGUUGACAGGUCGAGGCGGGGAGGCGGCGGCGGCGGCUGCAGAGCCGGGCGCCCGAGACGGAGACCCCAUGGGGAAUGCUUCGAGUCACAGCAGUGAAGACGAAGCGGGAGCCGCCGGGGGUGAGGGCUGGGGCCCGCACCAGGACUGGGUCGCGGAUUCGGGCACGAUUCCCGGCCCGGGCCCCGCGGCCCCGGCGCUGCCGCCCGCCGCGGCGCUGCUGGAGCCAGCCCGGCUGCGAGAGGCGGCGGCUGCGCUGCGGCCCGCUCCGCCCUUCGAGUCUCUGGUGUCUAGGCACCACGGCGCUCUGUUGCGCUGGCUGGAAGAGCGGCUGGGCCGCGGCGAAGAGUCCGUCACCCUGGAUCAGUUCCGGGAGCUGCUGGAGGCUCGCGGCGCUGGCUGCUCGGGCGAGCAGUUCGAGGAGGCCUUUGCCCAGUUUGAUGCCGAGGGUGAUGGUACAGUUGAUGCUGAGAACAUGUUGGAGGCCCUCAAGAAUUCCAGUGGAGCUAACCUCCAGGGGGAGCUGAGCCACAUCAUCAGACAACUGCAGGCCUGCUCUCUUGUUCCAGGUUUCAUAGACAUAUUUUCAGAGUCCAAGGAGGGCCUGGGUGUUCACUCAUCAAUGAUUCUGCGCUUCCUGCAUCGCAAUCGGCUCCCUAGCGCAGUCGUCCCCUACCCCAUGUUGGACCACUGCAAUAACGUGUGCACCAUGAGGGCUUCUGUUCUGAAGGAGUCUCUGGAUCAACUGGUACUAAAAGAAAAGGAAAGCCCUGGAGAUCUAACUAGAAGCCCAGAGAUGGAUAAACUCAAGUCAGUAGCAAAGUGCUACGCUUAUAUAGAAACGUCCUCCAACUCUGCAGACAUUGACAAGAUGACAAAUGGAGAAACGUCUUCCUACUGGCAGUCAGAUGGCAGUGCCCGCUCACACUGGAUUCGUUUAAAAAUGAAGCCAGAUGUUGUGCUUAGGCACCUGUCCAUUGCGGUGGCUGCCGCUGACCAGAGCUACAUGCCGCAGCAGGUGACAGUAGCUGUGGGGAGGACUGCCGGCGAUCUUCAGGAAAUUCGUGAUGUGCACAUUCCCAGCAAUGUCACCGGCUACGUGACACUGCUGGAAAAUGCCAACGUCAGUCAGCUCUAUGUCCAGAUUAACAUAAAGCGUUGUCUUAGCGAUGGAUGUGACACUAGGAUUCAUGGUCUGAGGGCUGUUGGCUUUCAGAGAGUCAAGAAGCCUGGGGUCUCAGUCUCAGAUGCUUCUGCAAUAUGGUAUUGGUCUCUGCUCACAUCUCUGGUGACGGCUUCCAUGGAGACAAAUCCCGCCUUCGUGCAGACAGUGCUCCACAAUACUCAGAAGGCUCUGCAGCACAUGCCUCCAUUGUCCCUCUCACCGGGAUCUACGGAUUUCUCCACUUUCCUGUCUCCCAACGUUCUGGAAGAGGUGGACAGCUUCCUCAUAAGGAUAACUAGCUGCUGUUCUACUCCAGAGGUGGAGCUGACUCUUCUGGCUUUUGCACUAGCUAGAGGAAGUGUUGCGAAAGUGCUGAGCUCUCUGUGUACUGUCACUGACCACCUGGACACACACUAUGAUGCCUCAUCCCUCAUCUCAUCCAUGGCAUCAGUCAGGCAGAACCUCCUCCUUAAAUAUGGUAAACCUCUCCAGUUGACUCUUCAGGCCUGUGAUGUCAAAGGAAAAGAAGAGAAGUCAGGACCUGAAAACCUCCUUGUUGAACCGUGGACGAGGGACGGUUUUCUUACAGAGACUGGAAAAACCAGAGCAAGUACUAUUUUUUCUACAGGAACUGAAUCUGCCUUUCAAGUUACAAAGAUCAGAAUUAUGGUUCGGCGUGGCGGCAUUGGUGCCCAGUGUGGGUUGGUGUUUGCCUAUAACUCAUCAUCUGAUAAAUUUCACGCAGAAGAACACUUCAAAAGGUUUGAAAAAUAUGAUAAAUGGAAGCUGCAGGAGUUCAGGCAAUUUGUAAAAAGCAGGAUUGGUUGCUCACCUGAUGACCUUGGAGAGGAUGAUCCUAUUGGCUGGUUUGAGCUGGAAGAAGAGUGGGAUGAAGCAGAAUUCAAGUUGCAACAGUGCAGAGUUGCCAAAUAUUUGAUGGUGAAGUUCCUCUGCACCCGUCAGGAGUCGGCAGAGCGCUUGGGAGUACAAGGCUUGAGCGUCAGUGGGUACCUCCGGCCUGCGAGAACAGAAGCAGAACAGAGCGUUGUCUGUGCUCGCUGCAGAAAGGACACCGAGGAGCGUGUCUGUGGGGCCACACUGCUCCUCAGGACUCUUCAGUUCAUCCAGCAGCUCGCCCAUGACCUGGUGCAGCAGAAAGAAAGUGGCUUAAAAUAUAAAUCUUUUCUGGACUUCGCGGGUCUUGACUUGCAGAUCUUCUGGAAUUUUUACAGUAAAUUAAAGCAAAACUCGAGGGAAGAAUGCAUCUGUGCCCAGACCCUGCUUCUGCAGCUCCUCCAGAGCUGUUUCUCAGUGCUGCAGAGAGACGCGCCGGCUGCCUCUGAGGAUGCACAGGCUCGACGCCCGAGCCCGGGAGGAGUGGAGGCUGCCAAGGAGCUCUACACACACUUAUGUGGUGUGGUGGAUAGGGUGGAUGGAGACUCUGUGCCUAUGGAAAUAUUAAAACAAGAAGUCAGGAAUACUCUUCUCAACGGGGCUGCCAUCUUCUUUCCUGAUCGACAGACCCGGCGGAACCAUCUCUUCACCAUGAUGAGGAAUGUCACUGAGCAGGACCACAGGCAGUCCUUGCAGCUCACUUUCCGCUCACUGUGCACGUAUUUUAGUGAUAAGGAUCCAGGUGGCCUUCUACUUUUACCUGAGAAAGGUGACCUGGCAGACCUGCACAUCAGCGAAGUACUGGCAGUCAUGAGCACUCUCCUCUCUGUUGCUGCUCGAGAGUGUGAGCUGUUGAUGCUCGAUGGGGCCCAAGGGGAGGUUCACUCUGUGCUCUUCUCCCUGUUCUGGUCCGUCCAAGGCAGCCUGCUCUCUUGGUGCUACCUGCAGCUGAAGAGCACGGACUCUGGAGCCAAAGAUCUUGCUGUUGACCUUCUUGAAAAAUAUGUGGGACAGUUUCUGACAAGCAUGAGAGUGAUCUUGGAAUCCCUUUUGUCACAGUAUAGUGGAAAAACAGUAGUAGAAAAAUUAUGUAAUUCGGUGUUUUCAAUGGCAGCUCGUCAACUGGUAAUCUUUCUGCUGGACUUUUGCACUUUAGACAUUUCACACUGCACACUCUUGAGAGAGUUUAGUACCCUAACAGAACUGUUGAAGAAGCUUUGCAGUGACCCUGAAGGAGGACUGGAUAAGCUGGAUGUCGAGACUUGGCAGCAGGAGCAGCCUGUGGUGUUACAUACGUGGACUAAGGAGUCUGCCCACAACUAUGAAAAUAAUUGCCAUGAGGUGUCUGUCUUUGUUAGCCCAGGGGCAACCUAUUUUGAGGUGGAAUUUGAUGAGAGAUGUGAAACUGAAAAAAGGUACGAUUAUCUGGAAUUUACCGACGCUAGAGGUGGAAAAACACGUUAUGACACUAAAGUGGGCACUGAUAAAUGGCCCAAGAAAGUGACCUUUAAGGCUGGUCCUCGGCUGCAGUUUCUCUUUCACUCUGACAGCAGUAACAAUGAGUGGGGCUACAAGUUCACUGUCACUGCCUAUGGGCUGCCUGAUGUCGCCGUGUCUUGGGGGUUGGAUUUACAGCUCCUUGUUUCCCGACUCAUGGGGCGCCUUGCCUCCCAGUGCAUGGCACUCAAGUCUGUGCAUCAGUUAGGAAGUAACAUGGCUGUACCUCAGGCAAAAAUGGCUUUAGUCCUAAACUCUCCCUUGUGGAAACCUGUCUUCAGGCAUCAGAUAUGUCCAGAGUUGGGAUUAGAAGCAAGCUGGCCCACUCACCCACACCAGGAUAGUAAGGAGAUUAAGAACGUCCGUGAUGAUCCCUGCCAUCAUUUUCUUCUUCAUUUUGCACAGUCAGAUCCUGCCCAGAACUUCUGUGGGCCAUAUUCAGAACUUUUCAAAGGAUUCAUACAGGCAUGUAGAAAACAGGCCCCAAAGACAGAUAUAGUUGCUGGUUCCACUAUUGAUCAAGCUGUGAACGCCACCUUUGCUGCUCUGGUGUAUCGCACUCCAGACUUAUAUGAGAAGCUGCAAAAAUAUGUACACAGUGGGGGCAAGACAGCCCUGAGUGAGGAGUUUGCACAGGUGUAUUCUUUGGCAGAUGGGAUUCGAAUAUGGAUGUUAGAGAUGAAGCAGAAGUCCCUGAUGAGCCUGGGGAACGAGGCAGAAGAAAAACUCGGGUCAGAAGCUGCUGAGGCCAACCCUGAGAGCCUGGCAAAAGAGUGUAUUCAGAAGAGUCUUCUUUUACUAAAAUUUUUGCCCAUGGGUGUAAGUUCGAAAGAAAGCUGUGACAAGUUGGUGACUUUAGAUGAAACCGAUCACCUGCAGCCUCUCGAUAAGCGCCAGAGGACAAGCUCUGUGGUGGAAGAACACUUCCAAGCCUCAGCAUCUCCCACUGAAGCAGUGACCCCUGCUGCAGGAGACAGGAGUCCUGGCUUGGAUGUCCAUCCAAAGCUGCCACCUAGUAGUGGCCCUCUUGCCGCAGAAGUGUCCUCUGCCACAGCCGAAGAGCCCUCGUCACCUUCCACUCCUACCCGGAGGCCUCCGUUCACACGAGGGCGACUCCGGCUGCUCUCCUUCCGGUCGAUGGAGGAGGCCAGACCAGUGCCCACAGUGAAAGAGAAAUACCCUGUGCUGAAGGAUGUCAUGGACUUCAUUAAAGAUCAGUCACUCUCCCACGAGAGUGUUGUAAAGGUUCUUUCCUUGAGGAAAGCCCAAGCCCGGAGCAUCCUUGAAGUGCUGAGGAUAAUUCAGUACUGUGCCGAAUCCCUCGGACAGCCUCACUGCUUCCAUCCGCCUUAUAUACUUUUCCUGUUGGAACUGCUGACCUGCCAGAAAGAGUUUACCAAUUAUUUUGGACACUUGGAGGCCUGUGGUGCAGAUCUACACAAAGAAAUUCGAGACACUUACUAUCAAUUUGUUCUGUUUUUGGUCAAAGCAAUUAAAGGAUUUAGUAGCAUAAAUGACAGGUCCUUGCUGCCUGCCUUAUCCUGUGUUCAGACAGCCCUGCUUCAUCUUUUGGAUAUGGGCUGGGAACCCAGUGAUCUUGCCUUCUUUGUUGACAUUCAGUUACCAGAUCUCCUCAUGAAAAUGUCACAAGAGAAUAUAAGUGUCCAUGACAGUGUGAUCAGCCAAUGGAGUGAAGAAGAUGAGCUUGCUGAUGCGAAGCAGAAUUCAGAAUGGAUGGAUGAGUGUCAGGAUGGCAUGUUUGAGGCUUGGUAUGAAAAAAUAGCCCAGGAAGAUCCAGAGAAGCAGAGGAAAAUGCACAUGUUUAUUGCUCGCUACUGUGACCUGUUGAACGUGGACAUCUCUUGUGAUGGAUGUGAUGAGAUUGCCCCCUGGCAUCGCUACCGGUGUCUGCAGUGCAGUGACAUGGAUCUCUGCAAAACUUGCUUCUUAGGUGGGGUGAAGCCUGAGGGCCACGGAGAUGACCAUGAAAUGGUCAACAUGGAGUUUACCUGUGACCACUGCCAGGGUUUGAUCAUAGGCCGGAGGAUGAAUUGCAAUGUGUGCGAUGACUUUGAUCUUUGCUAUGGAUGCUAUGCAGCAAAGAAAUAUUCCUAUGGCCAUUUGCCUACGCACAGCAUCACAGCCCAUCCGAUGGUGACCAUCCGGAUCAGUGACCGGCAGAGGCUCAUCCAGCCCUACAUUCACAACUACGCCUGGCUGCUUUUUGCUGCACUGGCUCUCUAUAGUGCCCACCUGGCCAGCGCAGAGGACGUGGACGGCGAGAAGCUGGAUCCCCAGGCCCGCAGCAGUGCCACCACCCUGCGGAGCCAGUGCAUGCAGCUUGUCGGGGACUGUCUGAUGAAGGCUCACCAGGGAAAGGGUCUGAAAGCUCUAGCUCUUCUUGGUGUGUUGCCAGAUGGUGACUCUACCCCAGAAAACCAGGCCCUGUCAGUCACUGUGCCCACUGGAACAUCAGAGGAGCAGCUAGAGAAGAAAGCUGUCGAGGUUGCAGAGGAGCCGUCAGACACAGACCGUUUUGUGCACUGCAAUGUAAAUAACAGUCUCGACUGGGCAGAAUCCCAGGCUGAACUCAGAGAGCCCGUCACACAGGAGAGCAGAGCGGAGAGGUUAAGGGCACAGACUCUUGACCCAGGUUGCCUGGGUUCACAUCCCUGCUCUGUCAGGCCUUGGGCGUGUUACUACAGUCUCUUCACUUCAGUUUUCUCAUCUGGAAAGAGAGAUGUUCAUAAGGCAGUUGUUCCUUUAGAUUUCAAGCAGAGAAGUAAGGCAGAUGAAGGUGUAUUGUUAAUGAAGGAUCCUUCAUGCCAGACUCAAAUUUCAGACUCACCUGCAGAUGCUAGCACACCUACAGGACUUCCAGAUGCUGAAAAUUCAGAGGCAUCAUCUGAGAAGCCCGUUGAGGAAAAGGCGGUUACUCCAAGCCCUGAGCAGGUGUUUGCUGAAUGUUCACAGAAGAGGAUUUUGGGAUUGCUUGCAGCCAUGUUACCUCCCUUAAAGUCGGGUCCCACAGUCCCCCUGAUAGACCUGGAGCACGUCCUCCCACUCAUGUUUCAGGUUGUCAUCUCAAACGCAGGCCACCUGAAUGAAACCUACCACCUCACCCUGGGUCUUCUCGGCCAGUUAAUCAUCCGCCUUUCACCAGCAGAGGUGGAUGCCGCGGUGAUCAAGGUCCUCUCAGCCAAACAUAACCUGUUUGCGGCAGGGGACAGUUCCAUCAUGCCAGAUGGCUGGAAAACCACCCACCUGCUUUUUAGCCUGGGAGCUGUGUGUCUGGACAGCCGGGUGGGCUUGGACUGGGCAUGCUCCAUGGCGGAGAUCCUGCGGUCACUCAACGGUGCCCCACUGUGGCGUGAUGUCAUUGCCACCUUCACAGACCACUGCAUCAAGCAGCUGCCUUUCCAGCUGAAGCAUACCAACAUCUUCACCCUGCUGGUGCUGGUCGGCUUCCCCCAGGUCCUCUGUGUGGGGACCCGCUGUGUUUAUAUGGAUAAUGCCAAUGAACCACAUAAUGUGAUCAUCCUGAAGCACUUCACUGAGAAGAACAGGGCUGUGGUCGUCGAUGUCAAAACCCGGAAAAGGAAAACAGUGAAGGACUACCAACUGGUCCAGAAAGGAGGAGGACAGGAAUGUGGCAGCUCUCAGACCCAGCUGAGCCAAUACUCACAGCACUUUGCCUUUAUCGCCAGUCACCUUCUGCAAACCAGCAUGGACAGCCAUUGUUCCGAGGCAGUGGAAGCAACUUGGGUGCUGUCCCUGGCCCUCAAAGGGUUAUAUAAAACACUAAAGGCUCACAGUUUUGAAGAGACCCAUGCUACCUUCCUUCAGACUGAUUUGUUGAAGCUUCUGGUGAAAAAGUGCAGCAAAGGGACUGGCUUCAGUAAAACGUGGCUGCUCCGGGACCUGGAAAUUUUGUCCAUCAUGCUGUACUCCUCAAAAAAGGAGAUCAGCACUUUGGCCGAGCACGGAGACCUGGAGCUGGAUGAGCGAGGGGACCAAGAAGAGGAGGUGGAACAGUCAGUCAGCAGCCCCAGUGAACCAGAGCAGAAAAAGCUAGACCCUCUCGAAAGCCUGGAUGAGCCCACCAGAAUAUGUUUCUUGAUGGCCCACGAUGCCCUCAAUGCCCCUCUGCACAUUCUCCGGGCCAUAUACGAACUGCAGAUGAAAAGGACCGAUUCCUUCUUCCUGGAGGUUCAGAAGAGGUUUGAUGGAGAUGAGCUCACCACGGAUGAAAGGAUACGGACCCUGGCUCAGAGGUGGCAGCCCAGCAGGAGUCUGAGAAUGGAUGAGCAGAGCGCCAAAGCUGUGGAUACAGACAUGAUUAUCUUACCAUGCCUGUCCCGGCCCACACGCUGUGACCAGGCCACUGCUGAAUCAAACCCUGUUACCCAGAAGCUCAUCUCCAGCACCGAGAGUGAACUGCAGCAGAGCUAUGCCAAGCAGCGGCGUAGCAAGAGCGCCGCCCUCCUGCACAAGGAGCUGAACUGCAAGAGCAAGAGGGCUGUCCGAGACUACCUCUUCCGCGUGAAUGAGGCCACAGCUGUCCUGUAUGCCCGCCACGUGCUCGCAUCCUUGCUUGCUGAGUGGCCUGGGCAUGUGCCAGUGAGCGAGGAUAUCCUGGAGCUAAGUGGCCCUGCCCAUAUGACCUACAUUUUGGAUAUGUUCAUGCAGCUGGAAGAAAAGCACCAGUGGGAGAAGAUCCUGCAGAAAGUGCUCCAAGGCUGCCGAGAGAACAUGCUGGGGACCAUGGCCCUGGCUGCCUGCCAGUUCAUGGAGGAGCCAGGAAUGGAGGUGCAAGUGAGGGAGUCGAAACACCCGUAUAAUAACAACACCAACUUUGAGGAUAAAGUUCACAUUCCGGGUGCAAUCUACCUCUCAAUCAAAUUCGAUUCGCAGUGCAAUACAGAGGAAGGCUGUGACGAAUUAGCCAUGUCCAGCAGCAGCGACUUCCAGCAGGAUCGGCACAAUUUCAGUGGGUCUCAGCAGAAAUGGAAAGAUUUUGAGCUUCCAGGAGACACUCUGUAUUACCGAUUCACCUCCGACAUGAGCAACACCGAGUGGGGCUACAGAUUCACUGUGACGGCCGGACACCUGGGGCGCUUCCAGACAGGAUUCGAGAUUUUGAAGCAGAUGCUGUCAGAAGAAAGAGUUGUGCCACACCUCCCGUUGGCCAAAAUUUGGGAAUGGCUGGUAGGUGUAGCCUGUCGCCAGACUGGUCAUCAGCGGUUAAAAGCCAUCCACCUGCUUCUGCGGAUGGUGCGGUGCUGCACCCACAGCGAGCUCUGUGACCUUGCGCUGUUGAAGCCCCUGUGGCAGCUCUUCACCCACAUGGAGUACAGCCUCUCCGAGGACGUGACGCAGCCUGUCAUCCUGCUCCCCUUGCACCGUGCCCUCACCGAGCUCUUCUUCGUCACCGAGAACCGAGCCCAGGAGCUCGGCCUGCUGCAGGACUACCUGCUGGCCCUGACCACCGACGACCACCUUCUCCGCUGCACAGCACAGGCUCUGCAGAACAUUGCUGCUAUCAGCCUGGCCAUCAACUACCCAAACAAGGCAACCCGCCUCUGGAAUGUGGAGUGUUAGUCCUUGGUAUGGCGUGCAUGGAACUAGCUACUCUGCCCACAGGGAUUUUAGGGCAGAUAUUUAAACUCAUUCUGGAAAAUUCCUGUGGCGUCAGCGCCCAGCUCUCCUUGAGCUCCCAUUUCCACUCCAAUUAAAAUGCCAAGCAGCCAUGUCUCCAAGAACUUCUGUGUCACAGGCUAGACCCCACAUACUGAGCAUGUGAGAAUAAGCAGAGCAGUGCAGACCCAUUCAGAAAGGGCAGGCAGGAGGCCUGAGAAGGUUGUCCAGAGACCAGCCGUCUCCAGGGUCUGUCCCUGCGGAAGCCACAGCCCCAGGAAGACCUGAAGCAGCCUCUCUGGAAAGGGUGCCAUCUUGGUUGAGCUGGAGCCGCCCGCACUUGCCCUCAGGUGAAGACAGUCUGCCCAGAGCUGCCGUCCUCAGCGAGACCUCCAGCAGCAGCCUGGCCUGGGCGCGCCUCUUCCGCUUCUGCUUCUUGAGACUGGGCAAUCCAAACCAAAACCAGGGAGAGCCCCUCCUGGCCGCCACCUGGUCCCCAAGCGUUCAGUAUAGGACCAGGUGGUGCGCUGGCUCCCUGCACAGCCACCGCUGUCCCAGAGAAAUCCUGAUGAGAACAAGUGCCCUUGGGAACAGCCAGCAGGCCUCCCGGGAGUGUCUGCGCAUGCACUGACCCCAGCACGUCCGCGUUUUUCUAGUUAGUGUUGUUUUAACAUAUUUCAGUUUCCCCCUCACAUUUUUAGAACAGAACCACGCUGACUUCCGUGAGAGGAAUGACCAGUGGAACAGUGAUUCGGGGGGACAAACCGGUUUGUGUGAAAGUAGCAGAACCUGAAGAGUACUCUAGCUUCUGUACCUAAGGCCCGGAAGUGUUAUCAGAGGAGUAAAAAAACAAAACAGAGAAACACAUGAGGAUUUUAUUUUUGCUCCAUGGUCAUGGUAAUCCAUCCCAUCCACCUCUGCCUGGCUAUCUGAAUGUCACUUGUCUGGCAAUAACUACAUUCAUUGUAAUCAAUGCUGUUUUCCAUUUUUCUUUUUGUGGUUGUAGUCUUGCCUUGAAGUGCUGACUCAUUCUCUUUCCAAAGCCACGCUUUGGAAUGAGAAGCUGGGUUGGCCUCUGGGCUGUGUACACACCUCAGCGUGACUGAUCAGCAUGAAGAACGCCUGAGGCCACUGCCAUUGAAGGGUGGUGUUGGCCGAGCAUGUACCACCACACAAGGCCAGACCCGAGGGAGGCUCAUAGUCACAGUCAAGGCCAAGCUGUGCAGGUCAGCACUGCCAUGGCCUUUGAAGCCCCUCUGCGGGGUCUGCAGGGGUCCGGAUUGAAAGGGCCAGGACUGCAGGUCCCAGGAGGAUCUGACUGCUGGAGCACUUUGCCCUUCGACCUUCUGCAGCCCUAGAUUUAGACUCUCAGCCAAGCCGCAAGCUGCGUGUGGAGCCAUCAUGGAAGGGAGAAUUCAAGGGCGACACACAAAUGGGGGCAGGGCCUGAAACUGGGUGACCUAAGGCCCAUCGCCCCGACGUGGUCAGCAAGGCCAGGGCCUGGCCUCCCAUGGUGUGGGAUGCAAGUAAACUGCGCUGCCGGCUUGGCAGACAGCCCGUCUCAUGUCUUGCUCUGCCUGCAUCCCUAGAGGAGGCCCGGUGUUCUGUACCACGCAGACCAAGCAGGUCUGGCAGUGAGGAGGGAAACCAGAGAACGUGUCAGUGUUUUCGAGAAGUCCCCACCCGGGGCUCCGACUCUCACCGUCUGCCUGGAAGACAGACGAGACGGUGCAGCUCACUGCUCAGCUCACGUGCCACCCACACCCUCCGUCCCUCGGGCUGACUGAGUAAAGCAGGUCUCGCCCCUUCACGGCGGUCGCCGCCCUCUCUGCUCCCCAUGCUCCCAUCAGAAGAUAAACUGUAAAUAAACGCUGGACUCCUCAUAGCUUUUCUCUCCCGCCGCCCUUGCUCUGCCGGGCUCUCCGUACUUCCGUUUGCAUAGAACGAGCCUAAGUCUCCCCUCACGCGCGGGGCGGCCCUGCCUCCCGCCGCCUCUGCUUCCAGCCACCGGGGGGCGCUGCCGAGCCCUUCCCGGGCCGGUGGCCGCCGCGCUCCCCGUGCCCAGCUGGGCGGCGGCAGCGAAGGAGCGAUUCCAUCAAGACCAACACGCUUCCUCCUUCCUAGGAGGCAGGACUGCCUGGAGCGAGAUAAAACUGGCGGAAUAAAGGUGUCGUGGAAACAUGUGCCUAAUCUCUAAAGAAAUUCUGUUCAAAUCAUAUAUAUUGUACAAACAGACACUGUUCCUAAUGAGAGGAGUGACUUAUUUUCAUCAUCGUUUUUAAUUUGUUUUCUUACGGGUUUACGAUUUUGAAUUUUUCUUAUUUGGUUGAAAGAAUUUUGAUUAUAUUAGCUGAGUGAGUUCAGCCUGUAAAAAGGAUGUUAAGUUGUGGGUAAAAUAUGCAAAUGAAGAGAAAUAUAUUGUACAAAUUCUAUAUA
Equus quagga is the source of this 11636-nucleotide messenger RNA. RefSeq names its product zinc finger ZZ-type and EF-hand domain containing 1 (gene ZZEF1). NCBI's taxonomy places the organism in Eukaryota, Metazoa, Chordata, Mammalia, Perissodactyla, Equidae. Gene Ontology annotation, molecular function: ubiquitin-like protein ligase activity; zinc ion binding; calcium ion binding. Gene Ontology annotation, biological process: regulation of synaptic plasticity; protein ubiquitination. The coding region runs from base 78 to 9164 and encodes 3028 amino acids. The record is from RefSeq and is a predicted model, not a curated record. Gene Ontology annotation, cellular component: postsynapse. The transcript is spliced from 55 exons.